UAAGUGUAUUAUCUGAUGUAUUGGAUUGAAUUUGCGUGUACUACGUGUCAUGGACAGCUUUGAUUUACGGAAGACGUGCUGGCGAAAAUAUAUGACUUUAUUUUCUUCUGUGGUGCACAAUGAGGAACGUUAGGGCGUUUUCUCAAACAGCUUUCCGUUAUUGUUUUAUUUUAUGAAAAUAUAUCACGAAGAUGAUAGUGUUCGAAAUUUACAGUGAUUAACACUCGUUUGCCGUACGGUAUUUGAUUUGUUCGGGUAUGGAAUAAUUUUUUUAGUAGUAGAUGCGUGUACUUUUUAUUUGCGCUUUGUGAACUUUAGUGAUAGUGUUUUUUUAUGGUUACAUACUGAUAAGAGUUCAUUUUAAAUAAGUGUUGUGAAUGGUUGUUUGUUGGUGUCUGAACACUGGAAAUACAAUACAGGAGAGCCCACAAUAAAUGUAAACAAACGAUUGCAAAUGUCGAAGAAUACAGGAAAGGAAUUUCAAAUGUUACGUGCGCAAGAUAUUGAGAAGGUUGUUGUGAUUUUUUUUUUCACAGUUUGUAGAGUUCCAGUUAUGUUAUUCUCUGGCCACGCAUUUAUUGUUCAGCUGAUGUAGUUUGAAUAUAGUCUACUCGUGAAUGGCAUGCACCUACCGAUAAGUAUGUUUCAGGAACCAGUAACUACUGCACUGAAAAUUCAACAUUCGAGUAUACCAGUAGCUGAAAAAAGGCGAGGUGACGAAUGUUAUGCACCAUUGCUAAAACAUCCCAGGGUAUCUGAACCCCAUGGCUUUAUACCGCAAAUAAUCCCUUACGGUACCUUCUACAUAGUAGGGUACAAUGGUUUUAAACCACCAUUUAAUCGUGGAAGGGUCAAAAGCUAUUGCCAAAUAAUUAGAAAAUAUUAUGGGGAUGGUGUCAAAUACGUGAGAACUUGCAUUGCAAAAACUCCGCAGGUGUUGAAGGCGGCGCUGGAUUCAAAAUCACAUAAUGUGAUUUAUAAAUUUUCCGUCUCUGAAACUGUUCUUGUUCAGUAUGCAAGAGACAGGGAAACAGACAUGUUUCAGAUUGGACGCUCAGCUGAGCCACCAAUCGAUUUUGUAGUCAUGGAUGUAAAUCGACAUGCUGGGAGGGCAACAAGUACUGUAUCGAGGUAUGCUUGUCGUGUCCUAGCAGAUCGAAAGAAUUGCAGAGAUGUCCGAAUCUUCGCAGCAGGCUUCAAUGAGGCUUGCAACAUAUUCUUGGGUGAGAAGGCUAUAAAGUGGCAUGAGGAGGAGUCUGUGGAUGGUCUCACCACCAAUGGAGUCCUAUUAAACCAUCCGCAAGGAGACUUCUGGGGAGGAGAUGCAAAACCUGGUUGUUGGAGAGAAGUCUCGGUUAAUGGGAAACUUUACACAUUAAGACCAAUCAGGGAUUCAGACGUGAGAGGUGCUCCUGUUCAACAUGAAACCAACUUACUCCAGGAUGGGUCUCUUAUUGACCUGUGUGGAGCGACUGUGAUCUGGCGGUCAGCUGAUGGCCUUAAGAAAUCCAUUACAAAAGACAACCUCCGCCAGGCACUCUCUGAGGAGUCAAUAUUCAAAUGCACAGGGAUGUGCAUGCAAUACAAAGACUCAGAUUCCUCCACGAUAUUGAGUUCGUCAGGCAGUAUGGACUCACAGAAAAAAUGCUUACCUCACGUGUAUUUCAAAUGUGGACAUGUGCAGACCUGUGUUGAUACCACGAGGAAUUAUGCAGCUUGUCCAGUUUGUUUAGAGUAUGGGCCAACAGCAAGACUGUCCCUAGGCAUUGAAGCAGCCUUUUAUGUAGACAGAGGACCUUUGCAGUACGCAUUCAAUCCUUGUGGGCACAUAGCAAACAAGAAGACUGUUGAGUACUGGUCCAGUAUAAAAUUACCAAAUAGGAAAAGUAGUUUUGAGGCAAAGUGCCCUUUCUGUGAGGCUACGUUAGCAAAGCCUGUGGGUUAUGUGCAGUUGAAGCAGAUGACCUGAGCAUAUGACUAAAGGCUGGAGCAUUUGCAGUUUGCUUCUAAGUUUUGUAAUGUCCCAUAAGUAUGAUGUAAGCGAAUGGUGGUACUUGCCCCUGGCAAGUGACAAUGUUUCCAUGCUAUGUUUGGAGAAUCAGCUUCUGAGAAGUUCAAUACCAACCAGUUAAUAUAUUCAAGCUAAUAUUGGUUCUUGUCUGUGACAAGUGAAAACUGAUACACGUUACUUUAAGAGACUUGGAUGUACGUAUGGGUGGGGACUGGAAAAAUUCGAUUUAUUUUACGGACAAUUUCGGUUCUACUUUUUGCCAUUUUCGGUGUUAUUUCCUCGAUACAUAUUUUUCAUAGUUCAUCUUGAUUUUUGUCUUAUUUAAUUGUUUCCAGUACUGCGUUUAAAAUCAAAAUACACCUCUCAGUUACAUUAUAUUUGUUAGAUAUUAAACAUCAAUUAUUUUCAGUUUUUGGACAGAAAAAGAAAUUUUCCCAACAAAUAUUACAGUUCGUUCAUUUUGUCUUAUUUCAUGGUAAUUUAGUAUUUUGCUGAGAUUGAAAGUGUACAUUUAGACUAUAUUGCAUUUAUUAAUUUAAAGAUCAAAUGUAUUACAUCAUUGUACAGAAAGGUAAACAUUUAUAUUACACCAAUUGAUAUCUGCAAAGAAAAGUUAACAUUAACUGUACACCAAGUAUGGUUUUUCAUAUGAAAUCAUUGCCAUUAGUUCCAAGUUCUCUUCUGAGAUAUAGUGCUACCAGUCUGUUUGUACUUCAUUAUCUUGUGAGAAUAACUGCUCCAAAUCUCUGUUUAAACAUGGAAUCCCAAUUGCCUUCAGUGCAACUGCAGCAAAUUAUGGGUUUUAAGAGUAGUUCCCUGCAGACAUUUGACAAUGUUCACAGCUCCUGCUGAAAGCUGCUGUUCAGCUUGAUCCUGAAGAGAUUUGCAUCCUUUUAGAAUUUCUAUAUUGCUAUAUGCCAGGUGUGCAUGAGAGACUGUUUGCAUGUCAGCAUUAAUAUAGUUCAUGAUUACUGUCCUAAGAUUGAAACACAAUCCUAGGACCGAAAACACACAUACAUGGAUCAGUAACUGCAAGGAUCAUCAGCUUUGUAGAUAAAAUCUGUUGCAUUUAAAUGUUUCUCUCAUUUCUGCCUGAAGAAUAUACCUCUUCACCUUUUACACAAGUUUGCUGGUGUACUGACAAAUUCCACGUGCACAAUGGCAAAGCUAUUUUACAGCUGUGUUAACAUGAGUGUAAUUCAUUUGAGGGAGGAUAAUUUGAAGACUUAUUCAUCAUAUCAUUUGCAUGUACCUUACUGAACAUGGCCUCCAAUUGAACUUACAUCCUCACUAGAAAGUUAAUUACCCUAAUCAGUUCCUAAAAGCACUCCAUCUUCAGGCCACGAGUGGCCUACCAGGACCAUCCGUCUGCCGUGUCAUCCUCAGUGGAGGAUGCGGAUAGGAGGGGCGUGUGGUCAGCACAGCAUUGGAUAAUUCCAGCAUAUCAUCACUUUCUUCCACCAUGUCUUCAAAAUAUACUGCCACACAAGUGGCUGUGGAAAGCCAAGAGUUUCAGCUUUCAACACUGGAAGAGGAAAUGCCUUUGGAUACCUUUUCUCCUCCCUUAAAAACUGUAGAUGUAAAUGUUUUCUCUUCCUGGUAUUUGAGAAUGUGCUCUUUAAGCUAAAUAUAACUAAGUUCAGUUUCAAAAGUUCCUUGGAAAACCAUCUGCCAACAAAUUCAACUAGUGUGCCCAAAACUGAAAAUGAUGCAAAUGGUCUCCUAUAAUUGUUUUUCAAUGAAUUGACUCAUUUUUUUUUAUAUACAUAGCAUUGUCACUUAAGAUAGGUUUAUCAUCAUCAUAUUGAAUAUUAUAGUCUUAUCAACAGUCUUCACUGUCACAGCAAAAACAUGAUAACGGCUUUUUUCAGUGCUCUUAUCUGCUAAAGCUAAAACAUCCUCAUCAGCUAGUUCUUGCAUUAUCCCAUUUUUUGGUUGUUUUUGUAUUGAAGGUACCACAGUUUCCCUCGUUGUCUUGAUAUGAGGAAAGUCAUUAGCACCAUAUUCAAACGAACACCACUGUUAGCAUUCAAUUUAAAAAUAUCUAAAUUGAAUCUGUGCUAACAAAAUUUGUACUUUUUGAAAUGUACAAUGGCAAGCUGAAAAAUACAAUUUGAUUAUUUUGCUGUGAACUAACAGUAACCACAGCUUAUCUUCGAUGAUGAAUUCAUUAGUUUUCUGCCGAAAAUCUUCAUUUUCCAGUUUGUCCUUUGAACCAGAUAUUUUCAGUGGGUUUUCUUUUUCUUGGUGACUUCAAAGCUGCUGCUAUUGAAGCUGGCUGCUUACCUACACACUGGAAUUAUUGAGUCUAUUCCCUUUGUGCUUCUCAGUUUGCAUGUAUUUUAAUGCAUAUCUUUUCUGUCCCAUGAUAUUCUGCUAUUGAAAUACUUAAAGAAUACGUAGAUUUAUCAGGAGCAUAUAGGCCAUCGGCUUCGAACUUCCGUGCUCGUAUGUUGGCAGUAACUGCAUGCUUUGGCAUAUUGUACAACCUCGAAAACUAUUUCUUUGAAGUAGAUCAAAAUAAGCAGUGAGAAAGCCCAAGAAUAUUUGGACACUACUGUACUGUUGGACAAACAUAACAGCUAUCCUGAGAAGCCAAAGAUCUUGCAGCAAGAUGAAUUUUGACCGACAAAGAUAUUCUUCAAACUGCUUUUGAUAGCGAUGUCUGCACAGUCCAGUCACUAUGAAAUAAAUAAUUUUUGUUGGCUGUUAAUUUCGAAUUUUUCCUGUCCCUAAAUAUGGGUUAUGUGACCAGAAUUGAUUAUUUUUUAAAAGUAUUAUGAAAGUACAAUAUGUUAACAAAUAAUAGACUAAUCUCUCUCUCUCUCUCUCUCUCUCUCUCUCUCUCUCUCUCUCUCUGUGUGUGUGUGUGUGUGUGUGUGUGUGUGUGUGUGUGUGUGUGUGUGUGUGUGUGUGUGUGCAAAGCGCAAAAGCGGAUUUUGUGUUAUUAGCAUAUGCUCCCAUUAGAGAAAAGCACGAGAUGGGGAACCACCAGAAAGGACAUCUAGAAGUGAUCUUUGAUAAGGCUUCAAUUUUAACCUGCAGGAAAACAGUAACUAUGGGUUCAGAAUGAUGGAGAAUAGCUUAUAAAACUCUAAAAAAUUUAAGUAAACAAAUCCUGUUGCUGUUCUAAACCAACAGGAAUAAAAAUGUUUGUUAAAGAGGUCUGCUGGAGGGGCCCCAUUGUUUAUAUCCAGUGAAUAUCAUUAGUAAGCAGCUUACUUUGGUCUAGGAAGUAACUUCACUCAUGUAGCAAGUUAUUUCUAGAAUUACUAUUUAAAUAUUAUUCUGUGUUGUCUUGAAAAUCAGAGCAUGCAAAUGUUAAAGGAGACUGGAAUGCCAUUUGAGAGAAAAAUUACGCAGUAAUCAUAUAGGAAUAAUAGCUAUCAAAGUUUCAGUUUCUGGCUUAUUAUUUGUUGAAGGCGUGAGCACUGCAGCUUCAAAAGUUCCUCUCAUCAAGUGCAAAGAUAAUGUGUAGCAGAAAAUAUUCUUUCUGCAUCUUCCAGACGAACUGUAUUGCUGGGAGGCUAAUACUGUGAUUUAUGUUUGUAAUCUAUAUUUGUUAAUUUGCCCUGUCUUCAAAGAGUCAAUAAAUUUUUCAUUUUUAUAGGAA
Molecule: messenger RNA, 5624 nt
Organism: Schistocerca gregaria
Lineage: Eukaryota; Metazoa; Arthropoda; Insecta; Orthoptera; Acrididae
Product: protein pellino-like
Exons: 11
Coding region: 623-1969 (448 amino acids)
Biological process (GO): protein polyubiquitination; regulation of Toll signaling pathway
Molecular function (GO): ubiquitin protein ligase activity; protein binding
Source: RefSeq, a predicted model, not a curated record